UACAUAUAUAUGUCACAGUAAAAGUUGUUAGGCAAUAUAAGAUAUAAGUAAUCAUUAUGUUGUUGUUACACAGGCAAUAUAAGACGUAACUAAUAUUCAUUUACUCAUGAAUCAUCAAACUCUGAAGCUGACUGGAAACAGGUGGGUAACAACUUGUCAGGGGCCCACUGGCUCCCACAUGGCUUCAGCUUAGCCAGCGUCAGUCGGAGGAGGUGAUUCUCUGCCUUUCUCAGAAGAAAGGAUCUGACCUGAGGGAAACCAGACUCCUGAAAAUUUGAAUCAAUGGAAUUAUUUACGCUUGCAUCACCGGAAUCCGCUCUGAGAUGCCGAUUUUGCUGCAGAAAAGAUACUCUUGCUCCCCACCCCCUCCUUUCUUUUUGACAGUCAGUUAAUAAAGACUCAACAAUAAGCAGCUGCCAGUGAUGUCAUGUGGGACUUUGUCCACGGAGCUUGUAUUUACAAGCUCAGAGCAACCACGGAGCCGCAGCCGGAGGAGCAGCCGACUCUCGGCAAACUUGCUCUGAAUUCGCGGUAGCAACUUUUGCUGCUGCUUUGGCUGUUCAGGAAAACUGGCGUGUUCUCUGCCCCAGCCUUUUCAGGCUUCACAAAUAAACAGAGGAUCAACUCGGGAGGAAAUGUUUAACUGGAGAGAGUUGCAGUUCCUGUGUUUGUCUCCAGGGCUGUGAGAUGUGUUGACUGCAGAGCUGACGACAAUGACCCUGGCAACAGAAGGGGAAUUCUUAUAAAUCACAGAGGAAAAUAAAUCACUUCACCCAUGGAGGGAAAGAGACAGCUUGAGAAAAGGGACUUUGGAAAAAGGCUGUCUUUAGAUAGCAGUCUCGUGGAAUACAUGGACUCCAACAAAUACAUUGAACAUCUGUUAAAUCAACUUGAGGAGCAACACAGAAGUCUCUGGAGGGAGAAGUUGGCUGUGGCCCGACUGCAGAGAGAAGUUGCCCAGAGAAGAAGUGAGGGGGCCAUGCAUGAGAAGCUGAUACAUGAAUUGGAAGAGGAGAGACACUUGCGUCUUCAGAGUGAGAAGCGCUUGCAGGAGGUGACACUGGAGUCUGAGCGCAACAGAAUUCAGAUGCGCGGGCUGCAGCAGCAGUUCUCCAGGAUGGAAGAAACAGUACGAAAUCUACUACAGAGUCAAGGACCUCCGGAACAGAAAAAAGAAGAACCUGUUAAUAUAAUGGUCUAUCAGGAAAAACUGUCAGAAGAAGAGCGAAAACACAAGGCAGCUUUGGAAGGCCGUCACAUGGUGCUAGAUGAGGACUCAAGGAGUGAAGGGAGCAGUGCAGAUGAGGGGAAAGGCAAGACCAAAUGGCUGUUAGAAAGAUUGAAAGCGCUAGAGGCAGAGAAUUCAGCAUUGGCUUUGGAAAAUGAAAAUCAAAGGGAACAGUAUGAGAGAUGUCUUGAUGAGGUAGCCAACCAGGUUGUGCAAGCCCUGCUCACUCAAAAGGAUCUCAGGGAGGAAUGUGUAAAGUUGAAAACAAGAGUGUUUGAUUUGGAACAACAGAAUCGAACGCUAAGCAUCCUUUUCCAACAGCGAGUCAGACCAACUUCUGAUCUCCUCCUCCAGAAACUUCACUCACGCAUCUUAGAUCUUUCAUCCGGGGAUUUACUCUCAGAUGUGGAAGGAAGCCAGAGUCUGACGCACUCACGAACUGAUGUUGAAAUGCAUGGCUGCCAGCUGAACACAAAAGCAGGAACCCCUGCUUUGAAAUGCCCUGGCAUGGGGAUUGCCGUCUCUGGUCAUCUCUGCCCUCGAAGCAGCUACAGCAGCAGUGAGCUGUCUCUCUCCAGCACCUGCAGCGAGUAUUCCAGCGGCUCCUCCUACACGUGGCAUGAUGGAAAGACCCUCAGGAAAAGGCAGUCAUCACAAAAUUGGGACAAAAGGUUAAGUAUUGACUCUUCGCUCCCGAGUGGCUUUGCUAGUCCUACAGAUGAACUACCUCCGACUCGCAUCAAGGAAAGCCACAUUUUGGAAGGACUAAGAAAGCUCCAGAAGCGAAAAGUGUUACUUGAACCCCCAUCAGUGAUAACCAAAUGGGGUUAUAAAGAUUGCAUGAACUCCAAUGAAGGAAUCUAUUCUCCAGGAAUUAAAAGUAGCAGCCUGAAGGAAUAUCCACCCUGCAAACCCACAGACACAGGGAGCCCCUGCACGGAUCCCCACAAGGCAUUUGUUUAUGACACGGAUUCUCAUGAUGAGGCUGAUGAGGACGCUUCCUCCUUAGCCUCCGUCCAAGUGGUUCCAAACCAGGGCUGCAGGCUGCACAGUUGUAAAUUAACCCACAGUGUCUCUGACAGCCUCUUUGGCUGGGAGCUGAAUGGCAAACACUGUUCAGAAGUCACUUCCUCGGUCUACUCCAGGGAGAGGCCUGAGAAGUUGACCGGUUGUGCCAGCAACUGUCCUUUGGAGCAGAAGCUGUGCCCAGGUGUGCAGGGGCCUCGGGUACAGAGAGAGAAGGUCUCACCCAGCCAGGGCUGCCAGGCCCUCAGUCUUCAGCCCUCAGACACCGAUGACCCGGAGACCCUGGAUGAGCUGCACAUCGAGAGCAGUGAUGAGAAAAGCCCUUCAGAUGUGUCUGCAACCGCAGACACCGACCAGUCCACGGAGAACCUGGAUAUCCUCACAGGAUUUGAAAAACCUUCACGUGGGUCUCCCGAGGAGGAAGAAAACCAAGUACCCGUCCAUUUAGAGAGCAGGCCAAAGACGUUUAGUUUCAUUAAGCAACAGAGGGUUGUAAAACGGACUUCCUCAGAAGAAUGUAUUACUGUGAUAUUUGAUGCAGAAGACGGCGAGCCCAUUGAGUUCAGCUCUCACCAGACUGGCCUUGUUACUGUUACCAGAAAGGAGAUUUCCAUCCAUCAGGCCCCUGCUGGGCCCCAGAUGGAACACACUGAACUUUCACCUCAGGGAAUUGUUCAUUUACAGCCAGGGGCUGCAGCUAGAGACUACCCUUUUUUAAAGAGGUCUGAAGAGGAAACUGAAAGAAACAUUCCACAAGAUGAGGUAGAUGAUCCUGCCGUGACACCUGCUGUGUCUUUCCACCCCAGGACAGUGACGCAAAAUACUCAAAGACUGGCCAAACCGACACAUGUCACACCAUGCCAGAGUCAUUCUCGGCCAUCUGUGGGCACAGGCGUCUGUCAGAAGAAAAGUCUGACAAAAAUACCUACCAGGGGCAAGUCUUCACCUCAGAAAUCGAAAGUAAGGGAGCCUGAAGCCUCCCUUAUGAUGCCCUCAGCUGGCCCAGUGACUCUUGAGAAAUCACCAGCUCCAGGGAAACUUUCACAGUUCAAAAAGACUGAAGGUCCAGCUCCCCUUUUUGAUUUGCAGCCAGAUUCACACAUUCCGAAACCCCCCACCCAGCUUCCUCAUGGCUCCAAGAUGUCCAGCAGAAGGGAUUGGGUCCAGAGCUCCAAGAGUCAGAUGCUAGCAUCACAGUUGCUGUCCAGGCCCCCCACUGAGCGGAGUGACGAUGGGGAGCCCCCCACGAGGGAUAAACACUGUGAUCCAGGGCCAGAGGCCGGGGUGAAAUCGCCCUCCCCACCAUCCCCUCCAGGCAGGUCGGUCUCCCUACUCAUCAGGCCCAGUUAUGACUUUUUGCCACCACCUUCAUCUGCCAAAUCCGAAAGCAGGGUCUCCAACGAGACAGCAAGAAUGGUAUUGAAAUCGCCCCCUCUGAAAGGAUCCUCUGCUCCUGUUAUUUAUUUUAACCAGACCCUGACAGAUGUGCAGGGGAAGAAACCGUCUGUGGCCUUCAAAAAGCCCAUCUUCACUCCCUCACCACCCUCCGCAGAAACAGCAAUCCAGAUGAGAUGCCCUGCUCACAGCCCCUCCAGCUCAUUUGCUGUGAUGGUCCCGGAGCCCCCAAAAGUCUCUCCAAAGAGAAAUGUCCCCAGAGCCCCACCUCACCAAACACUUGGGACCACACAGAACAACACAGGGUUACAGACUCCCAAGAAUUAUGCUUCCUCCCGUGAGCCACUGGAAAUACCGUCCUCCAAAGGUGUGUCUCCAGGGAGAAAAGAAAAGUUGAAUGGCAGUGUCUCUGCAUCUUCCAAGCCUUCCUUCUUAGGGGUAAAUGAGUCACCAUCAUCUCAGGUUAACAGUCCCUUAUCAUCAGCAUCCUUCAAAAGCCAUAACCCCCUACAUGGUUGUCAAAACCUUCAUGAGAGAGGACUGAAAACUCGCCUCCCAGUUGGGCUCAAAGUUUUCAUGAAGUCUCCCCAGUUGCUCAGGAAAAGUUCCACAGUGCCAGGGAAACAGGAAAAAGACAGUCUAAAUGAAGCCUCGAAAACCUCCGUGGCUGUGAGCAAGGCUAAGCCAGGGGCCUCCAGAAAUCCAGCCAGCCUUGAGACCACAGGAGGGGAAAGAAAUACGUCUCCAGUGAGUUUACCAGCACAAGAGAGUUUGGCCGAAGGGCUUCCCCUGGAAAGAGCAAUGCCAGAGUCACUGGAAAAUAGCAUGCCUGGGGCUGAUAGAAAAGAUGGAGUAGAAAACAGGUCUGUGAAAAGAUCCCUGUCCUCCAGCAAACCACACCUGAAACCAGCUCUAGGCAUGAAUGGAGCCAAAGCCCGCAGCCAGAGUUUCAGUGCUCACUCAGGGGAAAAGCCCCCCACACCCCCCACAGAAGGGCUGGGCAAAGUCCGGACUCAAAUUAUUACCAACACCGCUGAGAGAGGCAAUUCCCUCACCCGGCAGAGCUCUUCCACCGAAGGCUCUCCCAGCAAGAGUGCGUCUGCCCCUGUGUCUGAUGGUCUCCCCAGCACUGGGAGGCCCCUGGGACAUCCUUCCCCCAGGCAGGGUUCCUUGGGGAGCACAGGCAGCUCCAGCAGUCAGCAUGGGAGCCCAAGCAAGUUGCCUUUGAGGAUCCCUCCAAAAUCCGAGGAGCCCCUCACCCCAGCUGGAACAGAAGAGCAGCAGGCCUAUGCCCAGGGAGAAGGCCCCAGGGUGACGGUACCUGAGGAACCAGGCAGCGACCACUGCAGGUGCCCACUCACCCCAACAGAUAGCUCAGGAGGCCCACAGAACCUGGGGAGGACGCCACAUCCCAGCAGUUUCACAGCAAGCAGGACCUCCAGGCUAGAAACUUCCGGAAGGUAUCCAGACACUUCUACAACCAGGGCCGGUGUCAUAAGCCCAGAAGCCCCGCUCUCACCCACAAUUGAAGAAAAGGUCAUGUUGUGCAUUCAGGAAAAUGUGGAAAAGGGCCAAGUGCAAACAAAGUCCACCUCUGUGGAAGCAAAACCGAAGCCGGGGCCUUCUUUUGCCAGCUGGUUCGGUUUUCGGAGGAGCAGACUCCCAGCUCUCAGUAGCAGGAAGAUGGAUGUCUCCAAAACCAAAGCAGAAAAGAAAGAUGCAAAAGGUUUAGGGUUUGGAAACAAACAGCUGAAAUCAGAGAGAAAGAAAGAGAAAAAGAAGCCUGAGCUACAGUGUGAGAUGGAAAAUGAACUUCACAGGGAUAUCGAGUUGGCAGAUGGUCCAGACAGUGGUUUGCAAAACAGAAAUAACCCAAAAACACCACCAGACAUUUAUGAUCAAGUGAAGUUUGAAUCAAGAAAUAGACCCAGCCCUGUUCCAUGUUCAGCGAAAGAUACCUUUAUGACAGAACUUCUGAACAGAGUUGAUAAGAAAGCAGCUCAACAGACAGAAAGUGGAUCAAAUAAUCUCUCCUGUAGGAGUGUGUUAAAGGUCAGCUCCCAGGGCUCCUGUCUCACCAGCAGCUCUCUCAGCACUCAAGGAAACCACAAGAAAAACAUCAAAACCAAAGCAGAUAUGGAAAAACCGAAAGGCUCCCUGGUAAGAGAGGCAAAUGAACACCUGCAAGAGGAUGAAGAAGAUACAGUUGCAGAUUCUGCAUUUCAGAGCCAUACCAUAGAAACAAACUGCCAGAUGAGGACCCUGGACAGUGGGAUUGGAACCUUCCCACUCCCAGACUCAGGAACUCGCGCAGCGGGACGGUACAUACGCCAAGCAGACUCCCCUGAAGACACUGACCCCAUCCUGUCUCUCCAGCCGGCCCUUUGUGCAGCCUCUUCCAUGAGAGCCCAGACCCUUGAAAGAGAAGUGCCUUCCUCUGCAGAUAGCCAGGGCUCUGCAGACAAUGCCAUUGUUCACUCCACAUCCGACCCCAUCAUGACUGCCAGAGGGACACGACCUCUUCAGAGUCUCCUCCCCAAACCAGCCUCCUCAGGAAAAAUCAAUUCCCAAAUGAAGAGUGAAGCCGAGCCAAGGUCUCAAAAUUGUUCAUCAUUCGAAUAUGUCGAAAACACAAUGGCAAGCAAGCCACUUCCAGCCUGGGAGGGUGAUGAUGCUGCUGCAGAGACCCAGAUAACACUGUGUUCUUGUAACUCAACUGCUUCUGCCCAUCUGCACCCUAACUCUCAAGGUAAGGAUUCUCUGCCCUGAUGAGACAUUGUGGGACUGUCAUUCACUCUCCCAAACCGUAAUAGCACCACUUAGAAUGAGUUCAUGAUUAUUUUUUCAUUAUCUUAUCAGUUACAUUAACUUUACCUUGCACCUAUGAGACAGGUAAAGCAGGCGUGAUUAUAUUCCCUUUAGGGAUUAAGAAACUGAGGCCUGGAGUGGUCAAAUGACUUGUUGGGGUCAGUGAGACACGUGUUUCUUCAAUCCCUGUCGUUUUCACAGUCCUUCGUCCUUCAUCCUCCCUGAGAUGGCACACACACAGGCCUCCUGGCACGUGAUUGGACCUGUGGAGGAGCUCAGGGCUCAGGGACUCGAGUCUUCUCCAGGAGCUACAUGGUAUUUCCUCCUUAGCACCCUCCCGCUUACCUCUUCCAACUCAUUACCUGGGCCAAAUUCAGCUUGUACACGAUUUCUCACCUUGUCCUUGGGCUGGCCAACUCUGGGGUCUUUGGUGGUGCCCGCACACAGUGAGAAGAGAGGGUGGAAGGACAUAAGAGUCAAUCACCAGAGCUUCCUGGCCCUUCCUUGACCCUUCCUGCUUCUGCCACCUCAGCUCUCCCACUCCUGGCAUUAGGAGGCCCCGUUACUAUUUCUAUUAGGGUUUCUACCCAACCAUGAUGAGCAAAUACCAGAUUAGCCCACAUCAGAGAUCCCACAUAGCCAGUGUGGUGGAGCCUUCUUUCAGCCUUUAACACCUCAGUAUGUAAAUGAGAACCUGGACAAGUAGGGGAAAUGAUCCCCUGGGCCCAUAGCCUCAAUGUACAGCAGAGGCCACCAGCUCCAGAGAUGCUGGACUGCAUCAGGGUCCAAAGGAAAGUUGCUAUGGCCCUAAGAUUAGAACUCAGCCCUCUGAAUUCCAUGUCCAGCACUCAGAACAGGGAUCUGAAAGGCAAAGGAGUAAACAAGUGUGUUUUGUCAUGCCUUAAUCAGACACAGAAAUGUUAGGCUUUUCUCAGUUUCCUCUAAAGCAGUAGCUGCCACAUGUGAGCAGACAUCAGAAUCAUGUGGAGGGCUACACGUGAUGUGUAUCCUGCUGCCUGCACCCAGAGUCCAGUUUGGUAUAGAUGGGGUGAGAUCCAAACACUUCUAAUAAAUUCCCAGGUGACGCUGAUGCUGCCGGUUCACAGAACACACUUUGAGAAGCAAUGCUUUAAGGACUCUGUGCUUGCUUUGUGGAACUAAAAAAUUUAUAAAACUCUAAAAGACACCCAGACUUGGAGGGGAAACAGUUCAGAAACAAUAGGCAGUGAUAGUGGCAAAAGGUUCAAGCAAUUCCAAGAAAGUAAUAAAAACAAACAAAGAGGGGGUGUCAUUCAGUGCUGGCAGGAGGGAGCCUCUAUGAAUAUUCAUGUCCCCAACACACACACACCUCUCUGGGGUUCCUUCCUCAUCAUCCUUCACUAGCUCAGUCCACUGGAAAUCCUGCAUGGUCUUGUAAGAGUCAUCACUGGGGCUUGGAACUCAUAACUCUGCUUCAUUGACUGCUAGGGAGGGAAAGUGUAAAGUAUGGGUGAGCUUUAUAUUUCUAGUUCCAAGUACAGUGGUUGGUUCCAUUCAUGUCUCUUGAAUAGAGGAAUGAAAAUGCAUUUCAUCAUAUCCAGCUUCCUGCCGGAACUCUAGACACGGGCCUCCCUUGGAACCACUGCUGUAGACCUGUCAUCCUUCAUAAAUGUCAUCCUUGCUAGACCACUGAUAGCUCCUGGAUUGAGCUCUGUACCCCCAGAACCUAGGAUACCACUUAGCCUACAGUAGGUACUACGAUGCUUAGCACAGAAUCUUUGGAAUGGGUGGAUGAAUAAUUAAAUGAAUGAAGGAAUAAAGGAAAUGAGUAAUUGCUUGGAUUCAUAACCCUAGAUAAAGGAGCUUACAUCCUAAAAUAUGUUUUUAUCAUUUCUGACCAAAUGGCACCCUCCCAAACAGAUUUAACUUUAGAGAUACAUCCCACACAUCUGUGCAUAAACUACCUGGGGUGGGUGUAAAAUAAUCAGUCCUAAGAGGGCAGUCUGCAAAUGUAAAAGAAAGCCCCAAAUACUCUUGAUUCUACACAAAGGGGUUGAGGUCUUAGAUACCAGUAUUCUGCUUAUGUGCACAGUGUGAAAAACCAUCCAUACAGUUUGAACAACCUCAACAGUUCCUGAACUUGGCUUUAUUGCCAUAACUGUGACUUCCUCACCGGUCAUGUCAUAUGUUCACGUGAGCAGGAGAGGAGACCGAUUCCCUUGACCUGUGAACUGUUAGUAGAUUCAGUGAUUACGUAUAACCCUAUAGAGCCAGCGAUUGUGUACUUCCCUAAAGGCUUUUAGUAUUUCAGGGCCUGGAAUAAAAUUAUGUAUUGGGCAAACAUAUAUUCUUUUGUUCCCAAGGUUGAUUAUCGUCAUACUCUCUGAUACUUGAAAGCUCGUGGUGAGAUCAGCUAGAUAAAUAAGCCAUUAGGCUUGGGACAGCAGCUCUAAUGGGCACUUGAGAAAAAUAAGAUGCCAUAAAAUAGUGUACAAAAUGCAGAGGGGACUGCAGUGGGGACUGUCCCAUACCUGGACAGUGGCAGCAUAUGGCUUCAUCAGCACACUCCCAUUUCUGCAGCUCUGAUAACCUAAUAAAAGGCACCAAUUCCACGUGAGACAGAUCAACGGACCAGGCAGUGAGGGUGGGGUGAUGGGGACAGAAUUCUGUGCACAGACCAACAGCCAGAUAU
Messenger RNA from Bubalus bubalis (water buffalo), 9128 nucleotides. It is a transcript of the gene NCKAP5, whose product is annotated as NCK associated protein 5. Bases 776 to 6418 code for a protein of 1880 amino acids. The record is from RefSeq and is a predicted model, not a curated record. Lineage: Eukaryota; Metazoa; Chordata; Mammalia; Artiodactyla; Bovidae. The transcript has 18 exons. Gene Ontology annotation, biological process: microtubule depolymerization; microtubule bundle formation. Gene Ontology annotation, cellular component: microtubule plus-end.